UGGCGGAUGUUAUGUUUGAAAAGCUGCAGUGAAAAGUAAUCCUCGAGAUUCAGGCGUUUUUUUCCAGUUUUAAAGAUAUCUUGACUGAAUCAGGGAUUUCCUGAAGUUCUGUAAAUACUCAUUGGAUAAUUGUAGAAAUCAGUGGACCCUAAUAACACCAAAAUUACAGUUACCGUGGAAAUGGAGUCGAGGACUGAAUUUAAAUUGAAAAAUCCACCGACAGAUGCGAUAUCUGCGGUGGAGUUUGGUCCAAACUCCACGCAAUUUCUUCUGGUGUCUUCCUGGGACUCUUCAGUGAGAUUGUACGAUAUUCAUGCAAACACAAUGAGACUGAAGUAUAGUCAUGAGUCUCCAGUGCUCGAUGUUGCCUUCCAGGAUGCAGUCCAUGCAUACAGUGGUGGUCUCGACAACACCCUAAAGAUGUACGACAUAAAUGCAAACACCCAGACCAUCAUGGGGACCCACGACAACGCAAUUCGUAAAAUUGAGUACUGCUCGACUGUAAAUGCGAUAUUAACGGGUGGUUGGGACGCUGCAGUGAAAUUAUGGGACACAAGAUCACCGACUUGCGUUGGCACUUACAUUCAGCCCGACGUUGUUCUAGCAUUGUCGGUUUGUGGGGAUAAAUUCGUCGUGGGAACUGCAAAGAGGAAAGUCUGCAUCUGGGAUCUCAGGAACAUGUCUGGAAUGUUCCAGAGGAGGGAGAGCAGUCUCAAGUAUCAGACCAGGUGUAUCAAGGGUUUUCCUAACGAACAGGGAUAUGUGCUUAGUAGUAUUGAGGGCAGAGUAGCAGUGGAAUACCUAGACACAACGCCCGAGGCCCAAAAGAAGAAAUACGCUUUCAAAUGUCACAGGAUAAAAGAGAACAAUAUCGAGUGUAUUUAUCCAGUGAAUGCCAUCAGCUUCCACUCAACGUACAACACAUUUGCCACCGGUGGUUCAGACGGUUAUGUCAACAUCUGGGAUGGCUUCAACAAGAAGAGACUGUGCCAGUUCCACAGGUACAACGCCGGCGUGGCUGCCCUCAGUUUCAGCCACGAUGGCUCAGUCCUCGCUAUCGGUGUGUCGUUCUUAGAUCCCAAUGAAAGUGCCUCGCACCAAGACGAGAAGGAAAUUUACAUCAGAUACGUUAACGACCAGGAGACAAAACCCAAAUAAAAUUAGAAUAACUCAGAAUUUUUAAUUGAUGAGGAAUGAAAAACAUUGACGAAUUUUAAUCAGUGCAUUUAUAAGGUACAACAAAUUUGGAAUUGUAAAAAAAUGAAUUUCUAAUUUAUGGAUGACAUUGAAGGACUGGUGAAUAAAUAGCAGAUCAUUAUUUCUUAAAAAAUAUAGAUUUGAUUUAUUAUCUUUAUUUUCAUCUCCAAUUUCCUCAGGAAUGAAAUGUUAAUCUCACUUUACAUCGACUAAAGUUUGUAAAUAAUGACACGUAAUUUCAUAAAAAUAUCAAAUUAAUUCAAUACAAGGAUUAUGAUUGUAAAACAUGAAUUGAAUAAUUUGUGGAUGACACUGAAGGGCUGUUGAAUAAACCGAAGAUCAUCAUUUUUCUAAAAAAUAUACAUUU
Molecule: messenger RNA, 1564 nt
Organism: Diachasma alloeum
Lineage: Eukaryota; Metazoa; Arthropoda; Insecta; Hymenoptera; Braconidae
Gene: Bub3
Product: mitotic checkpoint protein BUB3
Exons: 4
Coding region: 181-1158 (325 amino acids)
Biological process (GO): mitotic spindle assembly checkpoint signaling
Cellular component (GO): kinetochore; mitotic checkpoint complex; bub1-bub3 complex
Molecular function (GO): ubiquitin binding
Source: RefSeq, a predicted model, not a curated record